AUGGCCGCCCAGCAGACCAUCAUGCACGUGUGGCAGCAGCCCGCGGUCGCGCUCGAGGUGACGCGCUACAUGACGUCGCCCGACGACGUCCUCAACUUCCUCCACGCGCUGCCCCACUCGGCCCUGGACGACGUGCUCUGGGCGCUCCUGCGGCUCUUCGACGUCGUGCGUCACGACGCCGUGUGGCCCGAGGUCGACCUCGCCGCCGUCCCCGCCGUCGCGCGCGGCGUGUUGCAGCGAGCGCUGCCGGCGAUUCCGGUGAUUCGCGUGAGCAAGUACGUCGACAGCUGCGGCCUCGUGCUGCCGCCGACCGUGUCCGUGGUCGUCGACCAUGCCAGCCGCGCCCAAGAUGCCCGCGCGAGCCCGCGGCCGCGCACCGUGAUCAUGCUCCCGAGUGCGUUCUACGACUGCCCGACCAAGGUCGUCGACGUCACCCUCGACCUCUUGCCUGAGAACAACGAGGCCAUGUGCCGCGCGCUCACCUUUUGCACCAACGUCCGCACGGCCAAGGUGACAUGGGACGAGCACGUGCACUUCCGCUCGACGCAGUAUGAAGCGCCGCUGCUCGAUGACAUUCGCGGCUUCUACACGUGGCUCAGCGCGUCCCACGUCACGUCCGUGGUAUUUGAGGGCAUUGAUUUCUCGCCGCGCGGCGCCGUCUUCCUUGCGUACGCGCUCCUGCAGUCGCCUACCGUAAAGCGCUUGGACCUGCGGGACGUGCCGAACCUCACGCGCGCCUUUGUGGCCGCGAACCUGCCCUCGCUGCCUGCGUUGCCGCCCUUGCCGUCGCACCUCACGACGCUCCGCCUCCGGCUCCAGCACUGGGACGCAGACCUCGUCGACGCGUGGGCCAAGAAGCUGGAGAAGGCGCAUCUCACCGUGCUCGAGAUGGACGCGGCGUCCAUGACCGGCGCGACCAGUCUUGUGGCCGCGGCCGCCACGAUGCCGCGCCUCACCGACCUCCUGGUGGCGGGCGACCAUGUGCAGGAGCUCCCACGGCUCUCGCACUUGCGCCACCUUGAUCUAAGUCGCUGCUCGUUUUCGAGCCACGCGUUCCAUGGCCUGACGCAGCUCCUCGAGACGACGACGAGUCUGCAGACGCUGAGCUUGCGACGCGCGACGCUGACCACGUGCCAGAUCUCGGCGCUCGCCGACGUCCUUCCAUCGUGGCUGAGUCGGUGCGGCACGUUUCUGGACCUCUCGCAUCUCGAGUUGGGCCAGCUCGACCGGCUGCGGUCAUGUCUGUACAUGCUUUCGGGGAUGAAGAGCCCGUUGCGGCCGACGUUGCUGGCACUUGGGCAUAUUCGGGCCAUGGUGCUCGCCUCGGCGCUGGCGCAGCUCCGGCCGUCGCAUGCCGUUGUCCUGGAUCUCAGCCACAAUAAGCUGCCAGAGCUCGCGCUGCGCGCGUGCAUUCUAGCACUAGCGACGUGCGAGCGCGUGACGCUCGAUUUGCGCGCGAACGAAGCGCGCUGGGACGACGUCAAGGCCAAGGCCAAGCUCCUGAGCGUCCGCGCAGUCGCCAACGGCGUGUUUGCGUCGCCCGAGACGACGCACGCGUACUUUACCUCGCCGCGCCGCCCGAGCUCGUACACGUAG
Molecule: messenger RNA, 1596 nt
Organism: Saprolegnia parasitica CBS 223.65
Lineage: Eukaryota; Oomycota; Saprolegniomycetes; Saprolegniales; Saprolegniaceae
Exons: 2
Coding region: 1-1596 (531 amino acids)
Source: RefSeq, a predicted model, not a curated record